CGGAAGUACUUAAAUCACUAGGAGAAACAUCGCGUGCUGUGGUCUGUCCUCAUUGACUCUAAUUACACCGGGUUGCACAUCGCUACUCCAGAAUGUGGUAUCUUUUUACGGCUCUUCUCAUCGGCAGUGCAUCUGCUCGAAACAUCAAUCCAAAUGUACAAAAAUCGGAAGUUUGUUGCGCCGAUUUGGGAUGCUUCGCUAACGAGGGCCCGUUCUGGAGCUUACUCAACCGGCCAAUUAGCACAACCCCAGAUUGUGAUCUGAUCUCCUCGAUGAACUUGUUCCUCAACAGCCGUGUCGUUUUACAACCGGCUAUGCAAACAAUAGAUCCGUACCAGCUGCGCAGCAUUACCGAGUCGGACUUCCGCACUGACCGGGAUACAAAGAUUUUGAUCCACGGAUUCACUGAUCACUAUGACUGGCCUUGGUGGAGGGACAUGGUCGAUAGUCUGCUGGGCGAAGGCGAUUUCAACAUUGUCCGCUUGGACUGGACAAGCGGUAACUGGCCGCCGUAUACAACAGCAACUGGCAACACAAGAGUUGUCGGCGCAUAUCUGGCAAAGUUCAUUUUGAUACUGCAACGUGAACUUCAAUAUGAUCCCUCUCGAAUCCACAUUAUCGGGCACAGUUUGGGAGCCCACAUUGCCGGCUACGCUGGAGAGCGUGUUAACAAAGUCGGAAGAAUCUCCGGCAUUGAUCCUGCAGGCCCAUACUUCACUAGCAUGGAUCCUGUUGUGCGCUUGGAUCCAACUGAUGCCCAAGUAGUGGACACUUUGAUCACUGACGGAGAGUCACUUUUAAGUCUUGGCUUCGGUUCUCCACAAGCGAUGGGACACCUCAACUUUUAUGUCAAUGGCGGAAUUCAACAACCUGGCUGCAGUUCGCUGUUGUCUCUUGGCUCCAUCUUCCAGGGACCAACGUCUUUCAACACAAGUUCCUUUGACUGGUCAGCCACCGGUGUCCAGACCUUUUAUCAAACAGUGGGAUGCAACCACUGGCGAGCGUUGUCCGUUUAUACCGAAAGCAUUCCCAGUUCAAAGUGUACCUUGAAAGCAUUCUUAUGUGGCUCUCACGAACAGUUUUUGAAUUCGCAAUGCUUUUCGUCGAUUGAUGGGCAAUGGUCUUAUGCCGGAUAUCACGCAAACAUUGGACUAGCCGCACCAAAUGUGGUUAAGUCAUUUCAGACGGUCACCAGUGAGAGACCACCAUUUUGUUUAAGCAGUUAUAUGCUGAGCAUAAAACUGCAGCCAAAAACGUCCGCAAACAACGCAAGAGAGGAAUCGGGUGUAAUUUCUGCGACAUUUUAUGGAACGUCCUCGACUUCGAAAAAGAUUGCCUUAUCAGAAGAUAACAUCGAUCUGAAACCGGGCGCGGUGUUAAAUUUCCUUGUCCAUCUGCCAAAAUCACUUGGAAGAGUGCAAACUGUUGUUCUCAAUUGGGAAUCGGGAUUCAGCAUUCUGCCUACUGAAUGGUUCCGCACAAAGUAUCUUUACGUUGAUGGAAAUCCGACAGUGCACGACCAAAACGGAUUAGCCACAACACUGCUGCCAAGCAGAGCCCAGAUCGAGGAACAAAAAGACUGGGCUGCUUAUGCUCCAACUGGUACCAUGACGCUUACUGUCGCGUUGUUAGCGGUCACCUGCGCUCUGGCCAUCGGGGUUGCCAUUGCGACACCCGUGCAAUUUCAACGAUCGCCAUCGUCCAGGCUGUCGUUACCUAAACUGCCUAAGCUGCUGAAAAGUCAAGAAGCCUGCUGCGGCGAUUUGGGAUGUUUUAAUUCUGGAGGCGCGUUUUUCGACCUGCUAAACAGACCAAUCAACUCUGUGCCAAAUUGCAAGCUGACAGAGAAGCUGAAAUUGUUCCUGAACACGCGAACCAAUCCUGUGACGACACAACUGAUUGACGCUUACGACACAGACACUAUUGCCAACUCCAACUUCAACCCCAACCACAAAACCAUCAUUAUUAUCCACGGAUUUCUCGAUAACUAUCAGUGGCCCUGGUGGAGAGAAACAGUCAAAGAAAUUUUGUUUGAUGGAGACUACAAUGUCAUCCGUUUGGAUUGGUCACACGGCAAUACCCUUCCGUACCUGCAAGCUUCCGCUAAUGUGCGAUUGGUUGGGGUAUUUGUUGCCCGAUUCCUUAUUCAUCUUAAUGAGCAGUAUGGAGUCGAUCCGGCUAACAUGCAUGUCGUUGGUCACAGUUUGGGAGCCCAUGGUGCCGGUUACGUUGGUGAAGCGAUGAAAAAGCGGGCAAAUUUGACGCUGGGUCAUAUUACCGGCUUGGACCCCGCUGGUCCGUACUUCACCAACUUAGCCACCGAAGUGCGUCUGGACCCUACGGAUGCCGACUUUGUUGACACGAUUGUUACGGAUGGAGAAACCAUUUUCGAUAUUGCGUUUGGCUCCCCUCAAGCAAUGGGGCACGUUAAUUUUUAUCCCAAUGGCGGACUCAAUCAGCCGGGUUGCGAGAGCGGGCUUUUGGCGACUAUCUGGCACGGUCCAACAAUGAACAGCACAUCUUUCGAUUUCCUGGGAACUGUGGCCGCAACUGCUUUUGAGAGCGUUGCAUGCAACCAUGCCCGAGCCCCAGUUUUGUUUUAUGAAAGUAUUAACAACAAACCAUGCUCAAUGAAGUCGUUCGAGUGCUCCAACUAUGAAAAGUUUUUGCAAGGAGAAUGCUUCCAAUGUGCCGGACAGAAGUGUGCCACUUUAGGAUGGCAUGUGGAUAAAUCCUUGGCACAACGUUUUCGCACCAAGAAGUAUUACACGAUGACGACGGAAAAGUCACCUUUCUGCACAUUCCCACAUAAAAUUACGUUUACCUUGCAAGAGAAAAACAACGAAAACGAUGCAAAAACGAAACUGGGCCAUGUUUAUGUGACAUUGAUUGGUACACUGGCCACAAGUGAGAAACGCAGGCUGACCGCUGAUCUGACCGAACUCAUCCCAGGCCAAACCUACACAUACUUUUUUGAAACUCGCAAAGAACUGGGGAAAGUUCAGUCCAUAAUUUUUUACUGGGAAAACAAAUCCAACCUGCUGAAUCCUUUGGACUGGAUUCGCACGCAUUACAUUCAUCUGGAGGGAAACCUUAUUUUGACCGAAGUGAAUGAGAAUGUUUCGAUCUUCCUGCCGUCUCGCAGCAAGGUUGAAGAGGAGAAAGACCUCCACGCCCCAUUAAUCAACUCUUCAUUCUGAAGAGGUUGAGCAACGCAACACUGUAAAAAAUCGGACGGAAAUGCUUAUUUUCUAUCAUCUACGCUUUGUUUUUUAAUUGUGUCAUAUUAGAUUUUCUGGAAUGAAAUGAAAUAGAGAACUGAAAAUACGCUAUUUGUUUUCUAGAUUAAUGCCUGUCUCGAAUUCGAAACCGAAAGUGUGGAAGGUGCAGUACUGUUUCCGCAAACGUAAUAAAUAUUCCACAAUA
This is a messenger RNA of Paramacrobiotus metropolitanus, 3426 nucleotides long. RefSeq lists its product as uncharacterized. Bases 93 to 3200 code for a protein of 1035 amino acids. Gene Ontology annotation, biological process: lipid metabolic process. The transcript has 30 exons. The record is from RefSeq and is a predicted model, not a curated record. NCBI's taxonomy places the organism in Eukaryota, Metazoa, Tardigrada, Eutardigrada, Parachela, Macrobiotidae. Gene Ontology annotation, molecular function: protein binding; triacylglycerol lipase activity.